Cryphonectria parasitica EP155 is the source of this 2085-nucleotide messenger RNA. Its product is annotated as Dbl homology domain-containing protein. Gene Ontology annotation, molecular function: guanyl-nucleotide exchange factor activity. The transcript is spliced from 4 exons. The record is from RefSeq and is a predicted model, not a curated record. Gene Ontology annotation, biological process: regulation of GTPase activity. The annotation marks the transcript as partial. NCBI's taxonomy places the organism in Eukaryota, Fungi, Ascomycota, Sordariomycetes, Diaporthales, Cryphonectriaceae. Gene Ontology annotation, cellular component: cytoplasm.
AUGGCGGACGAAGAGCUAAUUCAGGCGCCAGAUGGGGCACCCUUUCACAAAUGGAUGAGGACAUUGCGCCGACGCGCUGGCCGCCGGCAAUACACUUCUACGAUAGACGAGAGACUGUUCAGGUCAGCUUCUAUGGGCACACUGCGUCAGGAAGCAGCCAGUAGCACAAGCGGCCAUCAUCGCCAGUCAUCUUCAGGGUCCUCCUUCGGGUUCGUCGAGGCAGUGAGGACAGCCAGCGUGAGUCUUGCGAGUGGAAGCGUCUUUACCCGGUCGAGACGUAAUAGUAUGCGGUCAUCUCGGACCCAGACGCAGACCGAUUGCAGCAGCAGAGCGUCGAUGUCCAGUCACAGGUACUCCGAGGACGGCAAUUGCUUGGACAAGCCGCGGGUACUGGACAAAGCAGGUGUAGAGCGCUCACUUCAGAGACGGCGCAUCUUGGAGGAACUAGUCAGCACCGAGGAGGGCUACAUUGGGGACGUACGGUUCUUGAUGAAUGUCUACGUUACCAUCCUCGUCUCUCUCCCCACCAUGCCUCAGGGCCUACGGUCUUCGAUAAAUCGAAAUCUAGCUGACAUUGUCGAUCUUCACGAAGAGCUCCUGGGAGAGUUGCACCGAGCUGUCCCUCAUUCUGAAUAUACGCAGCUUGACUUCAAUCCUCAGGCGAUACAUCGUGGUCGUGGUCAUCGGCGGAUUCGGAGCCUUAAUGCGGUUCCCGAGGAGGACGACGAAGGCAUGUUGUGGCUAGACACUGUUCCCGGCAUGCUCGCCGAACCGAACAUCGCUGCGGAUGUCGCAAAGCUGUUCACGAACAAGAUGAACCGCUUCUUCGUCUAUGAAGAGUAUGGGGCCAAGUAUGAGAUGAUGAUGAAAGACAUUGCAUCAGUCCAUCGGACGAUGCCGCAGUGGUCGACGUAUCAGAGAGGUCUAGAGAUGCUGGCAUCGUCUGUCGGAUCCAGUAGUACCUACGGCGAUAAGUCCAAGAAGUCGCUCACCAUCGGAGAUCUGCUCGUCAAGCCCGUCCAACGGGUUUGCAAGUAUCCGCUUCUCUUUGCCGAGUUGUUGAAAUACACACCCGUGGCCGAUUCGCCGUACGCGCACAUGGAAGUCGAGAACACCCUGGUCCGUUUGCGAGAGGCGACAUCGCAGAUCAACCGCGCUACUGACGACGCGCGAGUGAAAGCCGUGCUGGAGAAGACAUGGCUGCUGCAAGACCGGCUCGUCUUUCCAGACUCGCAACUUGACGCUGCAUCAAAGAACCGUAUUCGCUCGUUCGGGCACAUCCAGCUUUGCGGCGUCCUCUAUGCAUGCUGGCAGUCAAGAGACGGAGUACAAGGGCAGUAUUUGGUGGCGCUUCUCUACAAGGAGUGGCUAUGCUUGGCCUCUGCGAGUAGGUUCGACCAAAUCUACACCCUGCGAGCUUGCAUUCCCCUAAGCCAAGUCAAAGUUGAGGCCGUGGACAAUGGACGGGGCCUUCAAUGCCACACCACGCCUUUCUCUUGGAAGAUUGUGUUCGAGUGCGACUGUCAGCUAUACGAGAUGAUGUUGACUGCAUGCACGCCAAAAGAGGAGACCGAAUGGCGAUCCCGUCUGGACACUGGCUCGCUCAUGGAUCCACAAGAGCAUGAUACUCCCGAUCUCUACAGCUCGCUGUUUCUCAAUAUCAAGACCCUGGGCACCGUCUACGGAAAACAAGGGUCCAUCGCGCGCAACCUGUCCAUACACCGAGCAACAACCGUCGGUCCCAAAUCGCCCCUGUGCAACGUCAUUGUCAGAAACACGAGCGUCGAGAAGGACGUACUGUCGCCCGCCAAUGCGACCGUCGCCCGGUCCCAGUCUCUCCUCGCGGCCAAGGGUCGUGUACCAGUGCUGGCACCCUCACGAGCGGACAGGGCAAAACUGGAGGCACUACUAUCGGAUGUUUGGACCCGCGAGAUCCUACCAUUCCCGGGUAUGACGACUCGGGCGCGGAAUGAGCACCUUAUUCGCACAUCAGCGCACUCUAUGAUCCGUAAGCUGAGUGUUACGAGCAUCACCAGCACGUUCACAAAGCGCUCCAGCAGCCUCGCCAGUGUCACUAGGGGAGGC